CGGUUCCUCCCCCAUCACUGUUUCCUCCCGAAGCUCCUUUCGGGAAAAGGAGGGGAGAAGGAUUUGGAAGAUGGGGCAGAGCGAAAGCCCCUACAGGUGUUAGCCGGAACGGCCGGCCGGGGACUUGGGGGGUGGGUGGGAGGGGCGGCCUGCGGCUCUGAGCCCGCGGACUCUGCUCUGGGAGGGAGGGGCCGUCGCCGGAGGGGGCUGCAGUGAGGCUGUCGCGCUGUUCCGGAGGGUGCCUGCGGCGGCUGAAUUCCUGUGCUGCGACUGUGCCGCGCCCAGAGCAACAGCAACAGCGAAGAUGCGAGGCCAUUACCUGUUUGAUCCCCGUCGGAAAGCUGGCACGGGCCAACUUUUCCCGAUUAUCAAGCCAAGAAGUUGCAAGGACUAGUCGAAGACUCGGAGGGGCCAGGGUGAGGGCGCGCUCCCCCGCGCGCUGCCUCCUCCCUCCUCCCUCCGGCCGCGGGAGCUGAGCUCCCGGCCUCUCCCGCCCGCGCUCACUCCCUCCGCCCGCCUCCCUCCUCUGGCCCCCUCCACGCGGCACAGGGCGGGGGGUGCCGCGAAACUCCGACCCAAGCCACUUGGACUUGCACAGUGUCCUCGGGGCGCAGGGGCCGAGCGCAGGCAGUCGCGCAGCUUUGCCUCCGCCUGCCAGUCUCGCCCGCGAUCCCGGCCCGGGGCUGUGGCGUCGACUCCGACCCAGGCAGCCAGCAGCCCGCGCGGGAGCCGGACCGCCGCCCGAGGAGCUCGGACGGCAUGCUGAGCCCCCUCCUUGGCUGAAGCCCGAGUGCGGAGAAGCCCGGGCAAACGCCAGCUAGGGAGACCGAGGCGGCCAAGUCGCGAGACAGCGGACGAGCAGCGGAGGAGAAGGAGGAGGAGGUGAACCCAGAGAGGGGCAGCAAAAGAAGCGGUGGUGGUGGGCGUCGUGGCCAUGGCGGCGGCUAUCGCCAGCUCGCUCAUCCGUCAGAAGAGACAAGCCCGCGAGCGCGAGAAAUCCAAUGCCUGCAAGUGUGUCAGCAGCCCCAGCAAAGGCAAGACCAGCUGCGACAAAAACAAGUUAAAUGUCUUUUCCCGGGUCAAACUCUUCGGCUCCAAGAAGAGACGCAGAAGAAGACCAGAGCCUCAGCUUAAGGGUAUAGUUACCAAGCUAUACAGCCGACAAGGCUACCACUUGCAGCUGCAGGCGGAUGGAACCAUUGAUGGCACCAAAGAUGAGGACAGCACUUACACUCUGUUUAACCUCAUCCCUGUGGGUCUGCGAGUGGUGGCUAUCCAAGGAGUUCAAACCAAGCUGUACUUGGCAAUGAACAGUGAGGGAUACUUGUACACCUCGGAACUUUUCACACCUGAGUGCAAAUUCAAAGAAUCAGUGUUUGAAAAUUAUUACGUGACAUAUUCAUCAAUGAUAUACCGUCAGCAGCAGUCAGGCCGAGGGUGGUAUCUGGGUCUGAACAAAGAAGGAGAGAUCAUGAAAGGCAACCAUGUGAAGAAGAACAAGCCUGCAGCUCAUUUUCUGCCCAAACCACUAAAAGUGGCCAUGUACAAGGAGCCAUCACUGCAUGAUCUCACGGAGUUCUCCCGAUCUGGAAGCGGGACCCCAACCAAGAGCAGAAGUGUCUCUGGCGUGCUGAAUGGAGGCAAAUCCAUGAGCCACAAUGAAUCAACGUAGCCAGUGAGGGCAAAACAAGGGCUCUGUAACAGAACCUUACCUCCAGGUGCUGUUGAAUUCUUCUAGCAGUCCUUCACCCAAAAGUUCAAGUUUGUCAGUGACAUUUAUGAAACAAACAGGCAGAGUUCACUAUUCUAUCUGCCAUUAGACUUUCUUAUCAUUCAUACGAAAGCCCCAUUAUUUAGAUUGAGCUUGUGCAAAAGAAUGCCAAGCAUUUCAGUGAACUAAGUCUGGGAGAAGGACUGCCAAAUUUUCACAUGAUCUCACCUAUACUUUUGGGAUCACAAACCAAAACUAUUUCACAGCACUAAUGCUGAUUAAAAUUUGCUCUCCCACCAAGAAAAUUUAAAAGACCACAGUUUUCUUCAAAAAACAAAACAAAACAUAACGUAACAAAAUUAACUGCUUAAAUGUUUUGUCGGGGCAAACAAAAUUAUGUGAACUGUGUUGUUUUCUUGGCUUAAUGUUUUCUAUCUACGCUUGAUUCAUGUGUACAUUUUCUUUGGCAUAGUGCAACUUUAUGAUUUCUGAAAUUCAGUGGUUCUAUUGACUUUUUGUGUCACUUAAUCCAAAUUAACCAAAUUCAGGGUUGAAUCUGAAUUGGCAUCUCAGGCUCAAGGUAACAGUGUUCUUGUGAUUUUACCAAUCUUUUUUUUUUUUUAGAUUUGUAGCAUUGUGGUCAAGUUACUGUGCUGUACUUUGUGAGUAGAAAUUGAGUUGUACUGUCAACCUGUCAGUAAAAAUAACUUAAAAAAUUAUCAUCAAGUGUAGAUUUCUCUUAAUUCCAUUUGUGUAUCAUGUUAAACUACUGGUGUGGCUUCUUGUGUAAAGACAGGAACUGUGGAACUGUGAUGUUGUCUUUUGUGUUGUUAAAAUAAGAGAUGUCUUAUCUAUAUAUGUAUGAGUCCUUCUGUCAUAUUUGGCACAUGAAUAUUGUGUACAAGGAAAUAUUAAGACUGGUUUUCCCUCAACAACAUAUAUUAUACUUGCUACUGGAAAAGUGUUUAAGAAUUAGCUAGGUUUCCAUUUAGAUCUUCAUAUCUGUUGCAUGGAAGAAAGUUGGGUUCUUGGCAUAGAGUUGCAUGAUAUGUAAGAUUUUGUGCAUUAAUAAUUGUUUAAAUCUGUGUUCCAAAAGUGGACAUAGCAUGUACAGGCAGUUUUCUGUCCUGUGCACAAAAAGUUUAAAAAAGUUGUUUAAUAUCUGUUGUUGUAUACCCAAAUACGCACCGAAUAAACUCUUUAUAUUCAUUCAAAGAA
Molecule: messenger RNA, 2929 nt
Organism: Callithrix jacchus (white-tufted-ear marmoset)
Lineage: Eukaryota; Metazoa; Chordata; Mammalia; Primates; Cebidae
Gene: FGF13
Product: fibroblast growth factor 13
Molecular function (GO): growth factor activity
Source: RefSeq, a predicted model, not a curated record